Messenger RNA from Etheostoma spectabile (orangethroat darter), 1698 nucleotides. It is a transcript of the gene mpz, whose product is annotated as myelin protein zero. The coding region runs from base 208 to 849 and encodes 213 amino acids. Gene Ontology annotation, cellular component: plasma membrane. The record is from RefSeq and is a predicted model, not a curated record. The transcript is spliced from 7 exons. NCBI's taxonomy places the organism in Eukaryota, Metazoa, Chordata, Actinopteri, Perciformes, Percidae. Gene Ontology annotation, biological process: myelination.
GGUAUAAACCAGGGGACAGUGGGUUUUCUGUUGUUGUGAAGCCCUCUGUCCUGGCGGCCUGCAACCCCUCCACUCACACUUUCUUUCUUUCUCCUCCUUCCACUCACUCACUCACUCACUCUCCCUCCAGAGUGGGACUCUUCCUCGACACACUCCUGUCAGGUCUGCAGCAUCCGUCUUUUGGGAGCUCCUUAGAAGCCAGAAACCAUGCUGACGUUUUUGGCGCUGGCGUCGGUUGCCCUCCUGGGAAUAGUGCCUGAGCAGUCCCAGGCCAUUAUGAUUUACACCGGCUGGGAGCGCCACGCCCUGGUGGGCGGCGACGUCCGGCUUUCUUGCUCCUUCUUCUCCUGGCGCUGGACCUCGGAGGAAGUCACCUUCUCCUGGACAUACAGGCCUGACGGCGCCCGGGACAGCAUCUCUAUCUUCCACUACACCGGUGGUGUGGCCUAUGUGGACAACAAGGGACCGUUCAGGGACCGGGUGGAGUUUGUGGGGAACCCGGGCCGCCGCGAUGGCUCCAUCCUGAUCAAGAACCUGGACUACACUGACAACGGCACCUUCACCUGCGAUGCCAAGAACCCCCCUGACAUAGUGGGCCGGCCCUCCAGCGUGCGCCUGCUGGUCUUUGAGAAGGUGCCCAUCCAGGCUGGCGUGAUCACAGGCGCCAUCAUCGGGGUGGUGCUGGGCCUGCUGGUGCUCAUCGUGGUCAUCUACUACCUAAUGAGGUUCCUGGUGGCGCGCCGCGUCUUCAGCCUCAGUGUCAGCAAACAUGGCAAGAAAAAGAAAGAGGGAUCACAGCAGAGACAGGGCCCUGUGCCUGCCGCCGACCCCUCCAAGAUAAAGGUCUGACUUCUCCAUGACUGCCUCCACUCCUCUAGUCUGCUCCCUCCUUUUCUGCCCAGCCUGAUGCAACCCCCAUUAUUUCCCAUUAUCUCUACUCUUUCAAGACAGCACUGGCUGUAAGAAUAGUCCUACUAUAUCAGUGGCAACCGUGUCAAAUAUUUUUUUACAAUGGCUGAUUAGAAAACCUGUAUGCACUCAUUGGGCAAACUGUAAAAACAGUUUAAGGCCUAACAACGCACAUAACUUUCUUAAGAGAAACCCGAAAAUACAUCCCUCUGUGUUAAGAGUCUCCUGAAUCUUCACCCUUAAUGUUUACGACUCAAUCUCACACACACACACACACACACACACACACACACACACACACACACACACACCACACCGCACACAUACACAGAGCAGAGCUGCGGGUGCACUCUGGACUUCAGAUAGAUAAAAAGAGAGACGGAGAGGAGAGUGAUAGCGGGAGAGAAAUAUGAUUCCUGCUCUCAGCCGGGCGUAGAUAGAGGUUCAAGCCCUCGAGCUUGGGGUGAUUCAAUCCUUUCAACAUUUGAGCUAAUGGAGGUUGUCGCCGUGUCCCUGCCCCAGCUAAAGGGGGCUAUUUCUGGCCCUAUAAGAGCGUGCGGGCUUACUGUAACAGCUGCACAUUUUUUAGCUAACGGGGGGGGGGUGGUGUGGUGUGAGAAAAAGAAAGAGGUGAGCAGGGUGGGUAGGUGGGGGGCCUGCUGUGCUUUUUGUGCCUGAGAGCAUGAGGCUGUCCGCUGUUGACCCGACGGCCGGCUACUGACAACCUUGAAUGACGUCACGGCGCGUAGGGCUGGCGGAUGCUCUCAGGAGUCUGACGAAAGGGCUUUA